GUUCGGCUUAUGAAAAAAUAACAGCGAUGUUCCAAUACUUUUCGCUGUGUUUUACGUUUUAUUCCAAGCAAGGAGUACCUGGCAUUUUUUGCAGUUUAAAGAUUCAGUAGCGAAUCCUUCCAGCGACUGGAUACCGAUGUCCGUUGCUUACUACUGUUGUCUGCCUGUCUGUCGCUCUAGCUGUGAAGUGCGAACCACCAGCUGAACCUCUUUCACAGCUUUCUUUAGCGAUCGACUUUUUGUGCGGGAUCUUUGUUUGCUCAACAUCUCUUUUACAUAAGUUUUUUUCUUAUUUAAUCAAUAAGUUAUUUUUACUAUUUUAUAUUUUUAAUCAGUUUUUUUGUUUAAGUUAACCCGAGGAUAAUUUUGUGGUUUACAGAUUUCUGCGUUUGUAAUUCAGCGGAUCUAUCUGCCACUACCUGUUGGCAUCGCAGCAUACCUGUCACAGUGCCACUUACGCAUUUGCGCAUCCAUCGUCUGCAAUAUUUUGAGCCCCGAUCGAAGACGAUUUCAUUUUUAUAAGUUUUACAAUAGUUUUAUUUGCCUGGUUUUGCAGCAAAUUAUCUGUAUUAUGUUUUGCCGUUAAUCUACUGCAUCGUGUGGCUUUGCUGAUCCUUUCUGAAUGGUGCCUUGAAUCGCUGCGUUAUUGUUAGUUGUACAGUGUACUGUACUAAAAUGAUGGGAGAACGGCACAAUCAUGAUUUUUCGGAGCAGUAUUACGAUGACGAUGGUGGCGAAGCAUUUGCCUCGCAUUCACCACAUAGAGAUUCUUCCCUGACCACCGAGCCACCGCGCUCCCCCGCUGGCUCCCAUCAGGGCUCCAUCACGGGCUCCGAGUGCUCAUACAGUGGGACGGAUUACGGGGAUGAUUCGUGGCUGGAGAACGGUAGCACGCCACCGUGGCGCAAAUGGUCGCAGAAGCUGCAGAAUCUCAUGGACGAUCCGACAGGGAUGGAUGUCUUCUUUGAUUAUUUGCAGAAAGAAGGCGCCGAUAAUGUGCUGUAUCUAUAUUUGGCCUGUGAUGGGCUGAAGAAACAGUCACAGCAGAACCACGUGCGCCUGGUCAAUUCCAUGUAUGUCAAAUUCAUCCAGGCCGACGGUGGAUUGUGGUUGUUGCCUGAAACUCGCAACCGCUUCGACCAGGUGUUCCGCAGCAGUGGGGAUUUGCGCUUUGCCGAAAAAAUGAGCCUCUUUGAGACGGCACAAGACGAAGCGUGGAAAGUGCUGGAGGAACAGCUGUAUCCGAAUUUUAUGCAGUCGCAGAAAUAUAGCCAGUAUAUCAACGAACAGGAAGAGCGCUAUGGCUUGGACGGUGCCAGCCAGACUUCGAGUUCACCUCCAUCUCCUGAACCCAAUAUGUUCUCCAUGGAUGCUUCGCAAAUGGUGUCCCGAAUAUAUCCCUACCAGCAGCCUUUGGAUUCUGGCUUGGACUUGACCCCGCAAACGGAAACUCGCCCUUUUCCUUCACGUCCACCGCCCACCCCACCUCCGCCGCUGAUUAUGCCGCCAGAAUGGCCAAACAGACCUGCUGGGCACACAUUUAGCCAAACUCGGCAGAAUUUCCCGGAAAAAGAUCGUCUCGCAGGUGGUGCUCCGGCGAUACCGCCACGGACAUCCGUCUUGAGUAAGCCGCUUCCCCAUUCCACAGGACUGACGCGAGAGGCUCUGCAAAACAGUAUCGGAAUGCGGAGUGCCCCUAAUCAGACGGCGACGGAUAAAAUGUGGGGAGGUGGAGAACCUGGACAAGCUUAUGUUAAGUAUGCCCAGUUCUGUAUGCCGUCAGCACAGGAAAGCGAAUUGGACAGUUUGAGUCAAGUCAGUCUGACGCGAAGGAGCGCCGUUUCCGCUGCCCGCAGCUCCGGCCUCGCUCAACAAACUAGCAACUCGCGCCGAGAUGCGCUGGAUUUUGAGGCAGCCAAACACAUGGCGAAGCUAAAUUCCAGUGCUCACACGGACAGUAUUCCGCUGCCGUUUACCGAACAUCAGCGCGCAAUGGGUACACUGGAUCCGAAAAGCCGAGAUCCGCGUAAGAACGGACCUUUUCGUUUCGUUCCGGAAGAGUUAGCAAGUAAGCUAAACGCCGUGAUCGCCAACCGCGAAGCAGCAGAGCGAAAUAACCAAAGCGUAAAACCCGAUCCACCAACUGUUCCGCCCAUCGUUGCGCAGCUUUUGGCCAUCCCAAAAACUCCCUCCGGUCGACCGAAACUGCCGCAUGUCCCCCCGGAAGCAGACGAUUCCGAGGACAUUCUAAAUGAGCACUCCAAGCGGGUGGGGGAAACCGCGACACCUCCGUCCAACAACAGCGUCUGUACCAGCCCGUAUCCACGUUUGCGCGAACCGGCAUCAGCGUAUUCCAAAGCGUCGACCGUUUGUGCGACCAGUGAGGGGGGUCGCCGGCACGGUACAUCCUGGGAUCCACCGGGACAGUUCGGCCGUCCGACACAGGUCCUGCCGCCCAAGCCUGUCGUCAAAGAGCAUCGGCGUCCUGCUGUGCCGGCGCAGUUCGACUUUAAACCGGCGAUGACGGUCAAUCCGCGCGAGGUUAACCGGCAGUUUACCCAUAUGAAUUUGCGGGACAUCAGCACGGAUUCGGGAUUGGGAGAGGGUUCCACACUGGCGCCCAUUCAGCCACCGCAUCCGUUCCUCUUGAUACCGUCAUCCGGAGAGGGACGGGGCGCUCAACCCCCGAAGUUGUCGUCGCGUGGACCAACUAUCCCGCCGCGGAAAGAUAACGAAGGGCAUCAGCUGCAGUUGAAGCAUAAUCAGAACCAAGGAGCGGCGUCACCGGGCAUGAUGUCGCGCCAUCAGCGAUCUCGGAAUACGGGAACGGGUCGGUCUGGCAACGGUUUGAAGAGCAGUGUUAAAGAAGAAGAAGGCUUCACGGUGGUGUGGAGAACGGGCCAGACCGGGGACUUUUUUAUGACUAAAAUGACAGGACGGAACUGUUUAAAGAAUUUCAAAAAUGUAUUGCCCGCGAAUAUGAAUAUUGGACCGGCGACUAGGUAUUAUUUCCGGGAAGCCGUGCCGGGUACUGGAACCGUAUGGAAUGAAGUAAAGAAUGACAACGAUACGUUGCCGCUGCUUGAAGGACGAAUCACCGCUACAGUGGAAUUCUGAAGGUCUUAAUUCGUUGGCUCGAUAAACUUCAGUAAUUGUUUUAUGGUUUUACAGGUCUUCCGAAAACUUGCAAUAUCUGCAGCAGUAUUUUUUGUACGUGCUUAAUGCAUUCAGUAAAUAAGUCGCUGUGGUUUGAUCGUGGUGUUUUAAUCGUUUUUUAUAACGUUAUGCAUUGGAAUGUACAUUGCACAUUUACUAAAGCAACAGCAGCACUGGCCGGAAACAGCAAAUAAGAGUAUGAAAAACAGUGAGAAAAGCU
Messenger RNA from Paramacrobiotus metropolitanus, 3376 nucleotides. RefSeq lists its product as uncharacterized. Lineage: Eukaryota; Metazoa; Tardigrada; Eutardigrada; Parachela; Macrobiotidae. Gene Ontology annotation, biological process: negative regulation of canonical Wnt signaling pathway. The record is from RefSeq and is a predicted model, not a curated record. Bases 676 to 3117 code for a protein of 813 amino acids. The transcript has 5 exons.